Frankliniella occidentalis (western flower thrips) is the source of this 1060-nucleotide messenger RNA. It is a transcript of the gene 140up, whose product is annotated as RPII140-upstream gene protein. The record is from RefSeq and is a predicted model, not a curated record. NCBI's taxonomy places the organism in Eukaryota, Metazoa, Arthropoda, Insecta, Thysanoptera, Thripidae. Bases 145 to 984 code for a protein of 279 amino acids. The transcript is spliced from 6 exons. Gene Ontology annotation, cellular component: mitochondrion.
ACCACACUUAUAGCAGACGACGGACGGACAACCGACAAACAACCAUGUGAAGAAGCAAGUUAAUUUUCUCUGCUUUAAGACGAUAUUUUCAAAACCUAUCUCUUUGUGUUUUGUUAUGAUAGGUUGCGGGUAGUAGUUUAUACAAUGAAUAUUUCAAAAAACAUAUUCAAAAAGAUGUUAAGACGAAAGAGUAACAUUUUUCUUAGCUUCUUGCCAUUUGUAAGUAACACAGAUGAACCCGGACAAACACCAACGGAUUUACUUAUCCAACAGCGCUAUGAAGCAUUUUCUCCUUCAAAUGACAUGUCUGGCUGGGAAAGAGUGAAAUUGGGUCUUUUAACCCCUGAUGACAUUGGAGAAUUUGGUCCUCAUGUAUCAGUGAUUACCACAUCAACAUUUUUGGCCGCAAUUGCAGGAUUUGGCUAUGGGGGUUUUCAAACAUCCAGAUCAGCCUACAUGAAUUUUAUGAAAACCAACCAGGCUACAAAGUUUGAUUCACACAUGGAAGCAAAGAGACGGCUGCAAGACAGAGUCAGUAUUGGAUAUUUAAAAGGUGGUACACAACUUGGAUGGAGAACAGGUCUUUUUGCAUUUAUGUUUACGUCUGUUACCAAUGCAGUGUCUCUGUACCGCAAUAAAGAUGGCAUUUUAGAAUACACUGCUGGUGGUCUAAUAGCAGGGAUAUCCUAUAGAAUGCACAGAGGGACACGUGCAGUAAUUGUGGGAGGGAUUUUAGGAUCCACCCUUGGAACAAUUGGAGGAGUUUUCAGUUACUGUUAUCUGAAAUUAUUUGGUGUAACUAUGGAGGAAUUAAGAGAAGCAAACUAUAAGUUUAAUCUUCAGCGACAAAGUUGGAUACAAGAAGGAACGGCUGAAAGUAAUAGAGAGGAUGGCGAAGAAAGUCUACUCAUAGAAAAAAUGGCAAAAGAUAAGAAAAAUCUCACAAUGCCUGAUAACUUAGAAAAUGUUGAUAUUAAAAGUUGACAUUGUUUAUGGUAUGAAUAGUACUGUUGUGAACCAUGUAAUUAAAUGUGAAUUACAAACAGAUAUUUAAUUGUUA